AUGCGCGUUUCAUCCAUGCGCGUCUCCCGCCACACCAUGCGCGUCCGCCUCACUCAUCCCCGCCUGCCCGCCUGCUAUCAUCGCCGCCUUCAGUCGCUCGCGUCCUGCCGUGCUCACUUUUUCCCACCUCGCCGCUUGCUACCCCUCCCGCCCUGCCCGCGCCACCGCAGGCACCCCUACGACGCGCCGCGCGCCAUGCCGCCGUUCGCCCCCGACGAUCCCUAUGCUCGCCUGCCCGGCCCUCCCGGGCCCCCGCCAGGUGCGGAUCGCUACAGGCGGCCGUCAGCCUAUGACAUGCUGCCAGGUGGCGGCGGCCCCCCGCCUCCCCCCAUGUACCCGCCGCACUACCCUCCCACCGACGGGCCUCCCCGCAGGCCACCGCCAGCUGACGGGCCGCUCACGUACAAGCAGUUCAUUGCUGACCUGGACGAUGACGUGUCACCUGCUGACGCCGAGAAGAGGUAUGUGGACUACAAGACCAAGUUCGUGGCGGCACAGAAGAAGGCCUUCUUCCACCACCACAGGAACGACGAGUGGCUGCGAGCCCUCUACGACCCGGCUCGCCUUGAGAGCCUUGUGGACAGGCGCAUUGAGUUCGCACAGCUGGAGAGCAAGCAGUUCCUUGAAAGCCUGCAGCGCGGCGAUGCCGACCUCGGCCCCUACGCGGAUCCACGAGAUCCCCUAGCAGCCACAGACGCCAGGCGGCGCAGCGCCUCCUUUCGCCCGUCGCUGGCGCAUGACGCCGCCACCGCCGCCGCCUCUGCGCCGCGCGUCCCCGCUGCUGCAGGGCAGGCGGCGCGCGUGGCGCACGACCUGGAGAGGGCGCGGGCGCUGGUGGGCAAGCUGGACGCGGAGAAGGGGCUGUGGGGCGCAGAGGGGGGCAACUUCCUGGUGGGGGAGAACCAGGCGGGCGCGGAGGACGAGGCGGUGAAGAUCCGCGUGCCCGCGGGGGAGGGCGGAGGGGAGGCGCGGUGGCUGGCGGGCGUGGCGCUGCUGGACGCCGUACUGACGUACCUGUGGCGCGUGCACGGCGCCGACUACUACGGUGGGACGGAGCUGCGCGGGCUGCCCAAGGGGCUGCGCCACGUGCGCGCGGAUGAGGGCGGGGAGGGCAAGGGGGAGGGCGCAGGGGGAGGGGAAGCUGGGGAGGGGUUCGAAGCUUGGGCGCGGCGGGUGGAUGAGAAGUGGAGGGUGCGCGUGGGGGCGGAGGGGGAGGACCCGGUGGUGGCGCUGGUAGGCAAGGCGCGCGUGGAGGCGCGCAUGGGGGGCGCGAUGGAGGGCAUGGUGCGCAAGAUCAAGGACGACAAGUACGGGUGGAAGUACGGCUGCUCCGCGCCCGGGUGCUCGAAGCUGUUCCACGGGCCUGAGUUCGUGAUCAAGCACCUCAAGCUCAAGCACCCCGAGCAGGUGGCGGAGCAGACCAACCGCGUCAAGGAGGAGGUGUAUGAGGAGAACUACAUGCGCCUGCUGCUGCCCAUUCCCCUCCACUUGGCCUCACAUCAUUCCCUCUCCUUCAUCCUGUCCGUCCUCCCCUCACUCCCACCAUGCAGCGACCCCAACGCCCCUGUUAGGGGAAGGGAGGACAGGGAGAGAGACAGAGAGAGGGAGAGGGAGCGGGAGAGGGGAGGGCACGGCCACUCGCCGGUGCCCAUGUCGGCCCGUCUGGGUGCGCGACUGCCCCCCCCGCCCGACCCCUUUGCCUUCCCCCCCGACCGCUUCGACCGCCCCCCGCCCUUUGACCACCCUGCUGGCGGCCCCCCUCCCCCCAUGGGCGCUCCCCCCCCCGACGCUGGGGAGCCCUUUCCAGGGGAGAGGGGGGGGCGGUACGAGGGGGAUGUGUUUGACCGUCGCGGGGGCAGGGGGCGGGGGGGCGAGGGGGAGAGGUACGAGAGGAGGGGGCGGGAGGAUGGGCCGGAGGGGAUGGAGAGGUUUGAUGGGGGCGGGGGAGGGGAGUUCAUGGGGCCGGGGGGAGGCGGGGGGAUGUUUGAGGAGAGGGGGCCGCCCAUGGACGGACCCCCCCCGCCCAUGCUCAUGGCCGGCCCGGGCGGGCCUCUGGACGGGCCGCCCGUGUUUGACGUCUUUGACGGCCCGCCGCCCCCGCUGCCGCCCUUUGGGCCGCCCAUGCCGCCGCACAUGGGACGAGGCCCGCCGAGCGGCCCAGGAGGGCCGUUUGGUGGGCCGCUGCCACCCGUGCUCAUCCCCGUGCCCGGUGCUGGCCCCCUAGGCCCGUUCCUGCCGGCCCCGCCAGACCUAGCGGCACGCAUACUGAGGGACCCCUCCUUCCGCCCACCGCCGUCACUCUUUGAUGGCUUCGACGGCCCACCGCCCCUGCCGCCCUUCGACGGGCCGCCCCUGGACCUGCCCCCUGAUGCGCCCCUCCCCCCCGCCUCUGCGCCCGGCCCUGCUCCUGGCGGCGAGGAGGGGCGCUCCCCACCUCCCUCGUCAGGGGGCGGGGGAGGGGCACGCGGGGAGGCAGCACGGGGGAGAGCAGGGGCAGGAGGGAGGGACGGGGGAGGGGGGAGGGCAAGAGGGGGACGGGAGGGCCCGUAUGGCAGUCCGGGGAGGUUUGGGGGGAUGGGCAUGGGGAUGCGAGGCAUGGGCAUGGGCAUGGGCGGGAUGGGGAUGGGCAUGGGCAUGGGGCCGAUGGGAAUGAUGCCCAUGAUGGGCGGGCCGCCUCAUGACCCCCGCGGCAUGCGCAGCUAUCGCGACUUGGAUGCACCGGAUGACGAGGUCACUGUCAUCGAUUACCGCAGCCUCUGA
Messenger RNA from Closterium sp. Naga37s-1, 2760 nucleotides. NCBI's taxonomy places the organism in Eukaryota, Viridiplantae, Streptophyta, Zygnematophyceae, Desmidiales, Closteriaceae. The record is from the annotation of a GenBank genome assembly.